AUGUCAACCACAUCUACAUGUCUCCAGGUUGAAGAGUUCCACAAGACUCCGACUACCUUCCAUAACAACUUGUUUUCAAAGCCCCUCUCAGAUUACUCUAAUGAGUCAAGAUCUGAAAGCGAACCUGCUUCUCCACGGUCGGAAGAGUCAACACAACGAGUUCUGCUUCUCAAGGGGGCUCGUGAACAAUAUGCACUGGUGAACGAUCAUGCUAUUCCUUCCGUCUUACAUGAAGGAGAGAUUCUUGUCAAGGUUCUUGCCAUCGGUCUCAACCCUGUUGACUGGAAAGGACCGGCGUUCAACUUUGGUAUACCCAGCCUGCCCUGGAUCAACGGACGUGACCUGGCCGGCCUCGUACUACAAGUACCCAAAGGAUCAUCACGUCUUCGUGUAGGCGAUGUUGUUCUGGUACCAUCAACAGAUUAUCGAGAUAUCAGAAAGGCGGCGUUCCAAGAAUACGCCAUUGCUACCGACUUCAACGCCGCCCGAAUCCCAGCUUCAACAUCUAUUCACGCUUCGGCUUCUGUAGGGGUUGCCUUCGUAGCCGCGGUGUUGGCUCUGGGAGUCUCAUUUGGAAUAGACUUCUCUCGCAUUACACAGUCCCCCGGUCCCAAUCUGCCCAGCAUUAUCAACAGACUUGACAAAAAUGAUAUUCCAUCCGACAUUCGAGAAGAGUGCUUUGCUUCAUUAUCAAACUCAGAAAAGCCACAACGUGGUGAUUGGGUUGCUAUCUGGGGAGCCUCAACUACCACUGGCCUGAUCACUCUUCAAUUAGCUAAGCUCGCAGGGUUACGUGUUAUCUGCGUAGCAGACGCCGCCCGCCAUGGAGCAAAACUUUUACAGUCCGGUGCAGAUCUCUUGGUCGAUCGACAAGACCCCGAUCGUGCAGUGGAAGUUAUUCGGGGUAUCACCGGUGGCAAACUUCGAUAUGCUAUUGAUAUAGUCGGAAGGGAGACAGCAACUCUGCUUGAGAAGACGCUAGAUCCCGAUGGCCAUGCCCAUCUGCUUGGACUUAGCGGUCUGCCUAAAGAACAGAUACCCGGAAUACAAUAUCACACUGUACCGAUUAAGCUUUUCCACACUGCUCCUGCAGUAGGUGAAGCAAUGGUCUGCUGGCUGGAGGAUCUUCUGCAAUCGACAAAUCUUACGCUGCCGGAGAUUGUUCACGCUGAAGGUGGUUUGGAAGGUAUCAAUGCUGCGCUAGAGACAUUGCGAAGUGGGUCGGUGUCUGGGAAGAGGAUUGUCGUCGAUCUGGGGUCUUCGUCGGUAUAG
This is a messenger RNA of Penicillium soppii, 1272 nucleotides long. Its product is annotated as zinc-binding alcohol dehydrogenase family protein. The record is from RefSeq and is a predicted model, not a curated record. Lineage: Eukaryota; Fungi; Ascomycota; Eurotiomycetes; Eurotiales; Aspergillaceae. Bases 1 to 1272 code for a protein of 423 amino acids. Gene Ontology annotation, molecular function: oxidoreductase activity, acting on NAD(P)H. The transcript is spliced from 4 exons.